Diaporthe batatas is the source of this 1043-nucleotide messenger RNA. RefSeq lists its product as uncharacterized. The transcript is spliced from 3 exons. The record is from RefSeq and is a predicted model, not a curated record. NCBI's taxonomy places the organism in Eukaryota, Fungi, Ascomycota, Sordariomycetes, Diaporthales, Diaporthaceae. The coding region runs from base 103 to 906 and encodes 267 amino acids.
CCGGAGCCCGAGUGGUCAGUGAGACCAGACGGACAGACACACCCAGACAGCGUCUACAGACCUGUGCUUACAUCUCACACUACUAGAGCACCAGUCCUCACGAUGAAGAUAUCAGGUCGCACAUUUGUGAUCUCAGGCGGGGCAUCCGGCCUCGGCCGCGCAACAGCCGUCGAGCUGAACAAGGAGGGCGGCAACAUAGCCAUCCUCGACCUGAACGAGGACGCCGGCGCCGAGCUGGUGAAGCAGCUGGGCGGGCCGUCGCGGGCCAGGUUCUUUGCCGUGGACGUCACCGACACCGACAGCAUUGCCGCCGCGGCCAAGGGCACGGAGCAGUGGGUCCACGAGACGGGCAGCCCGCUGGGCGGCAUCAUCCCUGCCGCCGGCGUGGGCAACCCAGCACUCAUCCUCGACGGCAAAAACCGGCCCCUGAGCCUGCAGUCCCUCGACUUUGUGCUCAGCAUCAACCUGCGUGGCACCGUCGACCUGGUGCGGCAGUUCCUGCCGCAGCUGUCGCAGUCCCCGCCCCACGUCACCCCCUCGGGCGACAAGGAGCGCGGCGUGGUGAUCAUGGUGUCAUCUGCUGCUGCAUUCGACGGGCAGAUGGGCCAGGUCUCGUACGCGGCGUCCAAGGGCGCCGUGGCGUCCAUGACACUGCCCAUGACCAGGGACCUCUCGCGGCAUGGCAUCAGGGUGGUCACCAUCGCGCCGGGCACCUUCGAGACACCCAUGACCAGCGUGCUGAGCGACAAGGUCCGGACGAGCCUCGAAAAGGCUAUGGAAUUCCCCAAGCGAGGCGGCACCGCACCCGAGUUUGCGUCCUUGGCGAAGCAUUGCAUCGAAAACGUGAUGCUGAACGGAUGUGUGAUUAGGUUGGACGGAGGGGCAAGGAUGCCAAGCAGACUUUGAGCCAUAGCACUGCAAAGUCAUGAAAAUGAGGACAAAUUUGUUACAAUCGUGGCUGUACAUAAAGCGACAACAUGUCUACCAGGCCCCGCAUCGUCUCAACAAAAUCAUCUGCGUUCUGUAUCUGGAUCUUACAGGCG